Suillus subaureus is the source of this 1100-nucleotide messenger RNA. RefSeq names its product Phospholipase/Carboxylesterase-domain-containing protein. The transcript is spliced from 4 exons. Gene Ontology annotation, biological process: protein depalmitoylation. The coding region runs from base 139 to 942 and encodes 267 amino acids. Lineage: Eukaryota; Fungi; Basidiomycota; Agaricomycetes; Boletales; Suillaceae. Gene Ontology annotation, cellular component: cytoplasm. Gene Ontology annotation, molecular function: carboxylic ester hydrolase activity; palmitoyl-(protein) hydrolase activity. The record is from RefSeq and is a predicted model, not a curated record.
AACGUAUAAUCGUUAUUCGAAACGAGCUCCCUGGCAAGUUGAAUUAUUGUCAUAUGUUCAGCUUCGCUUAGAAGCUUCAUAGAGUCAGACCAAGCCCAAAUUGCAGCCGCUAUAUGGCCACAUCACCAAUAUUAAUUAAUGCUAUUAGCCAUGCCUAGUUCACGUGGAUUGCAAUGUUUCAUAUCGCUGGCGGCGCGAACUUUCUGCACCUAUCCACAUAGAUAUCCACAUCAAAUGCCGUCAGCCAUCAUCCAGCCGACCGCAGCGCACACUGCAACCGUCAUCUUUGCUCAUGGUCUCGGCGACGAGGGAGAAAGUUGGCGCGCAGCGAUAAGCGGCGAUUACGACUACAGAAAACCCGGUGAACUGACAAUCCCCGCCCAACUUCCUCAUGUCAAAUGGAUCUUCCCAGAUGCGCCGGAGCAAGCGGUCACAGCAAACUUCGGCACUCGGAUGCCCUCAUGGUUCGAUAUAUCAAAUCUACCGCUUCAACCUGGGCAGUACUUGAGCAAAGUAUGCGAGGAUGACGAGAGCGUGAAGGACGGUGUUCAGAUCAUAGAUGACCUGGUUCAAGCAGAGGUUAAGGCUGGAAUACCAGAAAGUCGUAUCGUAGUGGGUGGAUUCAGUCAAGGAGGAGCCCUGGCGUUGGUGGCGGGUUUGGGUGGUAAAGACUGGAGAACGAAGAGUUCCGGGGAUGAUAGCAAGCUGGCUGGUGUAAUCGUGCUGAGCGGUUGGAUGCCACUCAGAGAGAAGUUUAAGUCGCGCAUUUCCCCGCUCGCCAAAUCUAUUCCGGUAUUAUGGGGACAUGGGACAGCAGAUGCGGUGAUAUAUUAUAAAGUGGGGGAGAUUUCAGUUGAAUUGCUUCAAGAUCAACUCGGUAUCGUGAAGCACGGUGCUCAUGACCAACUUGGCACUCCGGGAAUCAACUUUCAAGUCAUAUGAACGUGUGGGCCACGCUUCAUGCAAGAAAGAGAUGGAAGACCUGGUGACAUUCUUGGGAACUGUCAUACCACAGCAGCAAACCCAGAACCUGUAAAGCAAAAUGUUGCAAGAGUUUAGCGUCAUAGAUCUGGUUCUGGUUCCAUUCGUAUGUUCGGCGC